This is a messenger RNA of Thunnus maccoyii (southern bluefin tuna), 1181 nucleotides long. It is a transcript of the gene prnpa, whose product is annotated as prion protein a. The transcript has 2 exons. Lineage: Eukaryota; Metazoa; Chordata; Actinopteri; Scombriformes; Scombridae. The record is from RefSeq and is a predicted model, not a curated record. The coding region runs from base 114 to 653 and encodes 179 amino acids.
GAGCAGCUGGGACACACUCUGGUUUUUAACUGUCAACUUCGUGAGAAACAUCAUCUGAACGGCUCCGCAGCCUCAUCUCCUUCCUGCACAGCCACUCAACAGGAUAAAAAAUCAUGUCCGGGCUGCAGAAACUCCCCCUCACGGUGGCCCUCUGCCUGCUGCUCGUAGCCACACUGUUACCCAGCUCUGAGGCCCGUCGUGGUCGUGGAGGUGGUUCCUUUGGCCGAGGUGGAGGAGGAUACAGUCGGGGCUGGGGCGGCGGCGGUGGCCAAGCUUACAGACCGGCCCCAGCCCAGAGCAGUGGCCCCAGUGCAGCAAAAGUAGCUGGAGCAGCUGCAGCAGGGGCCAUAGGUGGAUCAAUGCUGGGGUCAGCUCUGAGUCGCCCUGGGUAUGGGUACGGGUAUGGUGGAGGUUAUGGAGGAUAUGGAGGUGGAUAUGGAGGAUAUGGAGGAUACGGAGGGGGGUACGGAUACCCACGAUACGGCGGUGGCUACGGUGGUGGCUAUGGCUCAAGGCCUGCCAAUGAGCCAGAGGGCUCUGGAGAUAUGGAGUACUACACCGGAGCGUCCAGCGGGCCCAUCUACAACAGCAUCAUCGUUGUGAUCGGCUCCUUGAUGUCCCUGCUGAUUGGCCACUGGGUGGCAGUCAUGUAGAGCUGGAGACACAGCUGGCAUCUCAAAAACAGACACAACUAAUCCCUGAUGAAAAAUAACCCACAACCUCACAGUGAACAACUGGUUUAAAGCAAAUAUAAUCUAAAAUAUGACCCUUGGAUGAUGAAAUUCGGUUUCGUCGACACUUAAGUGACCCUUUAUGAGGAUAGGAAGAGCCAUCUAACCUCUACAACAUGUCAGCGUGACACCUUUACAUCAUAAGAUCAUUUAACUUGAUGAAUACCUGACUGCAUUGUGUCCCACAUUUCCAUUUCCCCUGUUAUCGUGGCCAGUCUUUUUAUAUGUUUAAUCACUGUGGUGGUGCUGAUAUUUGAUGAUGGUGAUGAAUCUGUGAAGAUAAACCAGGAAUAAAUAAGAUGUGUCAUCAGGUUAAGUCUACCUCAAGAAAACAUGUCAGGACCAAAAGUAUAAGAGCAGCUUUAGACUUCAUAUGAUGCCAUCUCUUAGUAUAUUUCAUCAUAACUUAAUUUAUGCCCUACAUAUCAACACAAUGCGUGUAUCUAACUC